AUGGCGGAGCUGCCGCUGCCCGCCGGGCUCAGCGCCAGCACCUUCCCCGCCAAGCUCUGGCGCCUGGCCAACAGCCCCCACGUCCGCUCCGUGCGCUGGGACAGCCGGGCCACGGGGCUGCUCAUCGACCGCUCCCUCUUCGAGCGAGAGCUGCUCAGCUCGGGCGACGCCCACGGGGCGGGCGCUGACGGGGCGGGGCCGAUACCGGAGUCCUUCCAAGCCACGCACUUUGGCAGCUUUGUGCGGCAGCUCAACCUCUACGGCUUCCAAAAGGUGCCGGGCUGGGUUGGCUUAGAUGAGCCGGCCGAUACCGGGGGCUGGCUCCACUUCAGGAACCCCAACUUUCGGCGCGACCGCCCCGACCUCCUGCUCCGCAUCAAGCGCCUGACCAGGGCCAACAGGCAGCGGCUGGCGGCGGGGCUGGAGGUGCGCAGCCGCCAGCCCAGCCGCUUCCAGCAGCUCCACACGGAGCGGGCAGCGCUCUCCUUCCCCAUCGGGCAGCUCCCCAGAGCCGUGCUCUCAUACCAGGACCUCAGUGCUGCCUCACCUGAGGGUUUAGAGCUGCCUCCAGGCCCUUCCAGGCUAAGUGCAGGUGCUCAGGACUCUGAGGUUUUCCUAGCUUCUCCCAAGAAGCUGUUUGCCUCAUCUGCACUUCUUGGGGUUUCAUCAGAAGAACCAGGCACAGGCAAAUUUCAUCUCAGCUGUGAGACCAUCAUUCCGCUGGUUCCCAUGGAGCUUAAAUGCCACCCUGAGCUCAUCGUUCCUCUGGUUCCUGUAGACCAUCGCAGCAUUUCCAUGGCCUCUCCAGAGAGAAGCAGCUGCACAUCUUCAGAGCAGCAGUUGCCAGCCUGCAGCCCAUCAGCCACCCCAGACACUUCAGCCCCCAGCACUCCAGCUGGCAGCACAGGUUUUGCAGCAUGGACAGCCCCCAGCUGGCUGUGGAAUACUCCUGGGGAAGAGGAAUUGCCACCGCCGGAUCUGGACAUGGUGCUUGAGACGCUGGAGGAGAUGUUUGCUCCCUCUUCUCAGGGGAAUAUUCAUGUUGCCCCUGAGUCUUCAGGAGGAGAGCGUGUGGACAGAGCUGCAGCAGAGGGAGCUUUGCCUGGCACAGAGAGCUGCAGGAACAAUUCCCAGGAGCCCGAGGAGCUUGAUAUCCACCUGAUCUACCUUGCCAGGAGGGCUGCCCUGCAUGGGAAGAAGGAUCAGAGGGAGAGCCUGUGACCAUCGGGCAGGUGGAAUCCCUCCAUUUCUAUAUAGAUUUAUAAAUUUCUAUAAUUCUAUUUAUAUAUCCAUAUAGUUGCAUUUAUAGAUUUAUACAGUCCUAUUUAUAUAUCCGCAUAGUUAUAUUUAUGGAUUUAUCGAUGUGUGUUAACAUGUGCAUAUAUAUAUACAUCUAUAUAGUUAAAUCUGUAUAUAUCAUUAUAGAUGGGGUAUAAUUGUAUUUAUAGGUAUGUAGGUACAUUUAUAGAUUUUCAAGUGUACAUUUAUAUAUGUAUAGAGUAAUAUAUAUAUAUUUAUAUAUUUAUAUUUAUAAAUCUGGAUUUUUACGUAGUUAGAAGUAUAUGGAUUUUAAAUGGAUAGGCUCUUGUUGGUGUAGGCCUAGGCUGCAUUUUUACCCCUUUUUCCCUCGGCUGCCUUUCUCAUCUCUUUCUUUUCCCCCUGUGCCCCCUGUGUCCCCUCUCCCUGUGCUGAGUCCGAGCUGGCGGCCGGGCCGGCCGGAGCAGCACUUCCAGCCCCGGCUGUCCCUGGAGCGGUGGGAGCUGCCGCUGGCCCCAGGCACUGUCCCCUGAGGAGCUGCUGAAGGACGAUGUCCCAUCUGCUGUCCCUGUCCAGGAGAGCUGCUCUGCACGGGAGGCGGAGACCAAGGAAGAGGCUUUGAGGGUGGAGCAGCUGGGAUCCCUCUUCUUGGAGCUCUAUUUAAAGAAGUCUGGACUUGCACAUAGAGAGGGAUUAUUAUAUGGAUAUGUUCAUGUGUAGGCUUCUAUUUGUAUAGAAAUAUUUCUAUAUAUUUGUUGUUGUAUUUAUUGAUGUAUUAUAUAUAUGUAUGCAUAUAUAUACAUAUAUGUUUACAAUUACAUGUAUGUAUAUAUUUGUAUCUAAGUAUACAUGUAUGUUGUUAUAUCUGUGUUUAGUUCUAUUUCCUAGGUUUACAGCUGUUCAGUUAUCUGUAUUGAUGCAGUUAUAGGUAUAUGUCUCUUUAAAUCUCUGUAUUGGAAGUUGUAUUGGUUGAUAUGUCUCUUUUAAUAUUUUUUAAUGUUUAUUGAUCUAUUUCUGUCUAUAUAAUAAUAUUUACAUAUGUAUCUAGAUGUAAAGCUGUAUAUUUGUACUGAUAUAGUUGGGUGUAUAUUUAGAUUGGUGAUAUUUGUAUAUUUAUAGAUAGGUUUUGGUUUAUAUAUUUACUUAUAUAUAUAUAUUGUAUGUAAUAUGUAAUAUGCGAUGUUUAAUUUAUAUUUACAUCUGUAGAUUGUUAUAUUUGUAUAUGUAUUUAUAUAUAUGUUCAUAUAUGUAUGUAUUUAAUUCCAUUUCAACAUGUGUGGAGUGGUAUAGUUGUAUAAUUCUAUAUACUGAAUUCUUAGUGUAGGUCUGUUUAGAGAGGGAAUGGUAUUGUUGUGUUUCUGUGUGGGCUGUACGUUUGUAGUAAUAGGUAAUAAAUUAAGUCCUUAAACACCUAAUUGAUCUUUGUGUAUAGUGAGUUGUUGUAGAGGUUGGCAAUAAAUAAGUUUUUCUUAUCUGAAGUUGGUAUUUGUAUAUUUUUAUACUGACUGGUUGUAAUAAUCUAAUAAAUUCCUGGUUUUACCCUAAA
Haemorhous mexicanus (house finch) is the source of this 2803-nucleotide messenger RNA. RefSeq lists its product as uncharacterized. The record is from RefSeq and is a predicted model, not a curated record. Gene Ontology annotation, biological process: regulation of DNA-templated transcription. Lineage: Eukaryota; Metazoa; Chordata; Aves; Passeriformes; Fringillidae. The transcript is spliced from 6 exons. Bases 1 to 1221 code for a protein of 406 amino acids. Gene Ontology annotation, molecular function: DNA-binding transcription factor activity; sequence-specific DNA binding.